Molecule: messenger RNA, 2752 nt
Organism: Astyanax mexicanus (Mexican tetra)
Lineage: Eukaryota; Metazoa; Chordata; Actinopteri; Characiformes; Acestrorhamphidae
Product: tripartite motif-containing protein 16
Exons: 6
Coding region: 261-2117 (618 amino acids)
Molecular function (GO): zinc ion binding; protein binding
Source: RefSeq, a predicted model, not a curated record
GCAGUCCCAGCAUGCCUAGCUGCUGCUUCUAUUAUACACCUGUGCUCAUGGAAGUGAUUGGAACCUGAAUUCAAUUAUUUGGAUGGGUGAAAGAAUACUUUUGGCAAUAAAGUGCUGAUGGAGGUUCUGCUGUAGUAUUUUGGAGAAUGUUCUUGACAUCAAUCAUUUGUCAAGUUGUCAGGUCUUGUGUGAGUUUGCGUUUAUGUGCCUCUUGCUCUGUAAAGCUAAGUAUGGUUGAUGAUGACUCAUAGGUUAAGACAAUGAAACUUGACACACCUGUUUUCCCUUACAUCAUUAGAAUGAGGAAACUGUUCUGUUUUUAUUCUUCAGUUCAGGGAAACAGAGACUUCAUUCCAUUCCAUCUGUUGCUGGCACUGCUGCUGUGUGAUUGUUUGUCUUCUACCAGUGAGUAUUCCUGUAGGAACAUGGCCAGUUUUAGGUCGAUGGAUCAGGAUCACUUCAGCUGUCCAAUCUGUCUGGAUGUGCUGAAUAACCCGGUGACCACCGCCUGUGGACACAGCUUCUGCCAGGCCUGCAUUGCCAGCUGCUGGGAUGAGGAGGACCAUAAGGGUAUCUACAGCUGCCCUCAGUGCAGACACACCUUCACCCCAAGACCUGUCCUACACAAGAACGUGAUGAUCGCUGAAAUGAUGGAGAAGCUGAAGGUAUCCAUUCCUGCCAAAUCUGCCAAACCUGUGAUUGCCCCUCCUGUUCCUUCUCUAGCUGGACCUGAAGAUGUGGAGUGUGAUUUCUGUACUGGGAGAAAACACAAAGCCGUCCAGUCCUGCCUGGUGUGUCUGGCCUCUUACUGUGAAGCUCACCUCCAGCCUCACUACCAAUCUCCAGCCUUUAAGAAGCACAAGCUGGUCAAAGCCUCCAGACGACUCCAGGAGCAGAUCUGCUCUCAGCACGAUAAACUGCUGGAGGUUUACUGUCGCACCGACCAGCAGUGUAUCUGCAUGCUGUGCACCACGGAUGAGCAUAAAGGUCAUGAUAUACUUUCAGCUUCAGUGGAAAGAGCUGAGAAACAGAAGAAGUUGGAGUGGACCAGAAGGGAGUCCCAGAAGAAAAUUCAGGAGAGGCAGGUGGAGCUUCAGGAGCUGAGAGGGUCUCUUGAGUCUUACAAGCGCUCGGCUCAGGAAGCAGUGAAAGAUAGCGACGAGAUCUUUACUAAGCUGAUCGUCUCCAUUGAGAGAAGACGCUCUGAGGUGAGGCAGAUGAUCAGAGAUCAGGAGAAAGCUGCAGUGAGUCGAGCUGAAGAACAUCUGAAGAAACUGGAGCAGGAGAUCAUGGAGCUAAAGAAACGAAGUGCUGAUUUAGAGCAGCUUUCUUUCACAGAAGAUCACAUCCAUUUCCUCCAGAAUCUGCAGUCCCUCUCAACCACGUCUGGAUCUACAGGAUUGAACACCAUCAGCUUCAGUCUGUUCCAGUCUUUUGAGGGUGUGGUGGUGUCGGUUUCUCAGUUGGCAGAGACAGUGGAGGAGCACUGUGAGGAGGAACUGAAGAAGAUAGCUGAUGAAGUAAACAAAAUCAAGAUCAUCCUUCCUUCUGAUCCUACUAGAAGAAACGACUUCCUGGAAUACUCCUGUGAGCUCACACUGGAUCCUAACACAGUUAAUACAGUCCUCUGCCUGUCUGAGGGAAACACAGUGGUGACCAACACGAACACAGUCCAGCCGUAUCCUGACCAUCCACUCAGAUUUGGCUACUGGCCUCAGAUGCUGUGUAAAGAAGGGUUCUGCGGACGCUGCUACUGGGAGGUUGAAUGGGAGGGAUCAGACGGGGUCUUCAUGGCGGUGUCGUAUGAGAGCAUCAGUCGUGAAGGCAGAGCUGCUGAGGCUGUGUUUGGUUGUAAUAAUCAGUCGUGGAGACUGUCCUGCUCUCCCGCCAGAUACUCUUUCUGGCACAACAACAAGGAGACCAGAAUCCGCAGACAACCCAACUCCUUCAGAAUCGGAGUGUACCUGGAUCACGCAGCUGGAAGUCUGGCCUUCUACAGCAUCUCUGAUAUCAUGACCCUCCUCCACAGAGUCCAGACCACCUUCACUCGGCCGCUCUACGCUGGAUUUCUGGUUCAUCCCGGAUCUAAAAUAACUCUAACCUGUUUGAGAACAUGAAGAGAAUCAGACCCUCUAGGACAGGGGUGUCCAAACUACGGCCGCGAGGUAUUCUAGAAAUAGAAUGAAAGUUGGCCCGCUGUUAAGCAGGUUUUUUAUAAAGUGAGAUUCAAAGUUUGAACGCUAGGUGUCAGAAACGGGCCAAAGAAAAAAGUCUAAAAGCGGAGAGGGUGCACAGUUGUAGCUCAUAAAAACUGGCCAAAGAGUCUAAAAGCAGAGAGGGUGCGCAGUUGUAGCGCAUAAAAACUGGCCAAAGAGUCUAAAAGCGGAGAGGGUGCGCAGUUGUUGCGCAGAAAAAUGGGCCAAGGAGUCUAAAAGCGGCGAGAGUGAAGUUGUAGCGCAGAAGAACGGGCCAAAGAGUCUAAAAGCGGAGAGGGUGCGCAGUUGUAGCACAUAGAAACGGGCCAAAGAGUCUAAAAGCAAGUGGGUGCACAGUUGUAGCGCAUAAAAACUGGCCAAAGAGUCUAAAAGCGGAGACGGUGCGCAGUUGGUGCGCAGAAAAACUGCCCAAAGAGUCUAAAAGCAGAGAGAGUGCACACUUGUUGCGCAGGAAAACUGGCCAAAGAGUGUAAAAGCGGAGAGAGUGUGCAGUUGUUGCGCAGAAAAACGGGCCAAAGAGUCUAAAACCGGAGAGA